Molecule: messenger RNA, 3360 nt
Organism: Colossoma macropomum (tambaqui)
Lineage: Eukaryota; Metazoa; Chordata; Actinopteri; Characiformes; Serrasalmidae
Gene: lpar6a
Product: lysophosphatidic acid receptor 6a
Exons: 1
Coding region: 843-1973 (376 amino acids)
Biological process (GO): positive regulation of Rho protein signal transduction; phospholipase C-activating G protein-coupled receptor signaling pathway
Cellular component (GO): membrane
Molecular function (GO): lysophosphatidic acid receptor activity
Source: RefSeq, a predicted model, not a curated record
AGACAGAGAGAGAGAGAGAGAGAGAGAGAACGAGAGGGAAAGAGAGGGAAAGGAGGGGGCAGGAAACUGUCUGUGAAGAGAGGCUGUACCUUCACACCGUCAUACAGUCAGGGAGUAGAAGUGAAGCAGCGUGUUGGAUCCAUGCUGCGGUCACAGCGUGCUGGACUCCACAGGUGCUAUGAGCGCGCAUGUGUUUAAACAGAACCAGUUGUGUGAUUUCAAAAACAAGAGGGACAGCUUUGAGUGUUGGAAUAUUUCAGAUGCCCACUGCGGAUUGACAACUGCUGGACCACUUUGGAUUACUUUCUUCAGUGACUUUUAACAGCAUUGAUGUUAUUCUUCACAGGGAUACAUUUUGAGUGGAUUUCAAUUCAGUCAGACCUGAGUGACUUGUGGAUCUUGGUUCUCAAAGUCAAAAUGAUUCAGCACGGACGAGUUGUGCGAGUUUCUGAGUGAGUACGGACCUCCCUUACCUUUGGGCUGGGGUCCUGUGGGGUGGCUGGGGAAAAGGCAGCAGAAGGGGGAGGGGAGGAGGAAGCUAGAGCUUGUCUUCUGUCUCUGGGGAGGGCUGCUUUCCCCAUCAGCUAACCCCCAGUGUCUCCUCUGAAGAGUCCCGAAGGGAAGCGUUCAAAUGCUUGCGACUAAAGAGGGGAGCACAUGAAAGAGAUCUCUUUGUCCCUGGGAGAGUAUUUUGAGAGAGACACCUUAAAGGAAUGCCUGUGGUGCCUUUUGUUUUAUGUUGCACUGUCCAUUCCUGUUGGAUUCAGGAUCGAGGGAAAUCCUUCCAUUGUGUAACUUUCACAUAACUUCUACACAACACCACAAUCUUGUUUACUGGAGAGAUGCACAACAUCACCUUGCAGAUGGGCAGUGCAGCUCAGCAAUUGGACAGCAACCUCAGCCACCAGAGCAGUAAUCUCAGCUCCAGCAGUCUCAUGGAUGGGGUGGAAUGCCCAAAGAACGAUGGAUUCAAGUAUCCACUCUAUAGCACUGUGUUCAGCAUUGUUUUUGUGGUGGGACUCAUUAUGAAUGUAACAGCCAUGUACAUCUUCACUUGCUCUCUGAAACUCCGCAAUGAAACUACCACCUACAUGAUGAACCUUGUGGUGUCAGACCUGCUCUUUGUGCUCACGUUACCGCUACGAGUCUUCUACUUCAUCCGGCAAGACUGGCCAUUCGGUCAUUUGCUCUGCCAGAUUUCAGUCUCCCUCUUCUACACGAACAUGUACGGCAGCAUCCUCUUCCUCACCUGCAUCAGCGUGGACCGCUUCCUGGCUAUCGUCUAUCCUUUCCGUUCACAGAGGCUUCGGACUAAACGCAAUGCCAAGCUUGUGUGCUUGGCCGUGUGGGCACUGGUGCUGUCGGGGAGUCUACCUACAGGCUUCUUGCUGAACUCCACCACAUCCCACAGCAACUCCAGCAUCAAGUUCUGCUUCGAGAAUUUCUCCUCCAAGCAAUGGAAGGCACAUCUCUCCAAAGUGGUAAUUUUCAUAGAGACAGUUGGCUUUCUUAUACCGCUACUCCUCAACGUGAUCUGCUCUGCCAUGGUUCUCCAGACACUGAGGAGGCCCCACUCAGUCGGUCGAGGAGGGAGGCUGAACAGGACUAAGAUCUUGCGCAUGAUAGUGGUGCACCUUUUGAUCUUCUGCUUCUGUUUCAUCCCUUAUAAUGUCAACCUGGUCUUCUACUCGCUGGUGCGCACCAAAAUUUUGGGAGGCUGCAUGGCAGAGUCUGUGGUCAGGACCAUCUAUCCAAUCUCCUUGUGCAUAGCUGUAUCUAACUGUUGCUUUGACCCUGUUGUCUACUAUUUCACCUCAGAGACUAUACAAAACUCCAUUAGGAGGAAAUCGCAGGGUGACCGUGUCUACGACACAAAGUUCUCAGAGGCUCUGCAGUCAGAGACCAGCUCCAGCCUCAGUUUCAGCCUGAGGUCCCUUAAAAGCAAGAUUUUCUUCAAUGAGUCCAAUGCGUGAGGAGACUUUAAUGAUGGCAGCUCACAAUAAUACAGAGUGCGCAAAACAAAAAUGACAUUACUUCAAUCAAUGUGCCAUGAGGGACAUUCACAAUUAACUCUGAAGCAGGUGCUGUAUGUUGCUGAAUCCAUGCUGUAUCUUGGCUCCCCUGUGCCAUAGAAAUAAAAAGAGCUUCCUAAAUGUUGCACUGCAGCACACUGACUGAAAAGACUGAAAAGAUCCAAGUUGUUGGAUGUCAUUGGAUAUUUGGUACAAGAGCCACUCAAUUAAUGGAUAUUUCAAAUUAGUGUUCGGAAGAAUCUAUGUGACUUUCUUAAGAUAGCACAGAGCAAUUGAUGAACUCUCCCCUGUGACAGGUGUUUUUAUGCCAUACAAGAUAUGCUUGAGGUCAAUACAGGAUGUCUUUGUUUGUUCUUAUGGAUUUAUCGCUAGUGUCUCUCUCUGGAAUAAAGUAUUUAGCUAUUGAGAAACCUUCUUUUUGUCUAGAUACAUGAACUGUAAUUAUUUGACUGUAACAACAAACUGUGGUCGCUUCUCACUUGAACCCUGCUAUGUAACACUGACAUAACCUUGACAUAACCAUGUCAUGGCACAUGUUAUAUUUGGUCAUGAGUUGGCAUGACAGAUUAUGUUGACAUAUAUAUUUUAUACUGCUCUAAAAUAACAGGGUCAUGUUACCAUUACCAGUGAUUGUCAUGACAGGGCCCAUGAUGGCUAAUUACAUUUAGCAUGUGACUUAAACUGUAAUGACAGCAACAUGAUGGCAUCUGCCAUGACAGUUAACAGUAAUGAUAACAUGACAUUGUUAUUUGACUGAACAAAAUCUGUCAUGACAACUUAUGACAGCAUAUACUGCAAUUUAAAUUUACAUCAACCAUGACAUGUUUAUGGCAUGUUUAUGCCAAUAUUAUGUAGCAGGGUUCAACUAAAGUGUUGCCAUCAUUUCUUACAGUGUAAACGUUAGUGCACUUACUUUGCGUUCACUAUUUGUUGAGUGAAUGCACAUGUAACAUAUUUAUCAGUAGCAUAUUAUGGACAUUUAACGAAGCUCAUACCAAGAAAGAAAGAAAAUGGUUCUGUCAUCUAAGUCCUGGUCAGAAAUGUCUACAAUUGGUAGAUUUUUCGAAUGGCAAAACAAAUGUACUAAAAGAUGGCACUGAUUCAAGAAUUUUUAACUGGAAAAUCGUAAUUUUUUUAGUUUUUUUUUUUUUUCCCAUAAAUAUCAAAGACCACAACUUCCUGAAGUGUCAUAGUAUUAAUUAGUGAAAAGACUUUUAAUGGCACUUUAUACAACAAUUUUAAGUUUGCACUGAUAUUGGUUCACUUUUCACUGUGCACUGUUUUUCUGUUACAAUACCAUAUUUGAAAAUAAAAAUUCUAUGCAGAA